AGAAACACGCAGGAAAAUUGUCGACCAUUUCAUUGAUUGUGGCUUGAGCAAGAUGUCUGCUCACAAAACAUUUAUUAUCAAGCGGAAGCUUGCCAAAAAGUUAAAGCAAAACAGGCCGAUUCCACAAUGGGUCAGAAUGCGUACUGGCAACACUAUCCGGUACAACGCCAAACGGCGUCACUGGAGAAGAACUAAGUUAAAGUUGUAAAAUGAAUUUGAUAUGUAUUUGCCUUUUUGAUUGCUAUAUACAUUAAUCGCUUAUUCUUAAAUAAACUCCAACUUUAACACGUAAA
Molecule: messenger RNA, 293 nt
Organism: Bombus pyrosoma
Lineage: Eukaryota; Metazoa; Arthropoda; Insecta; Hymenoptera; Apidae
Gene: RpL39
Product: 60S ribosomal protein L39
Exons: 3
Coding region: 53-208 (51 amino acids)
Biological process (GO): translation
Cellular component (GO): ribosome; cytosolic large ribosomal subunit
Molecular function (GO): structural constituent of ribosome
Source: RefSeq, a predicted model, not a curated record